AGAGAUGCCUUUGGUCUGAGGCUGUGCUGGUGAUGCCCUCCUUCCCUCUGGGUCAGGAUGGAGAAGGAUCCCACCACUCACAGGAAGCAUCGGCCUGGGCCUGGAGCCCUGCCCUCGGGAAUAACCCCUGUGUACCUCAAGAUGGCCAGUGAAGGGGUGGGGCUCCAGAGGAGCAGGAGUGUGGGCGGCUUGCACCAGAAGGGGGAUCCACCAGUCUGCGUCAGGAAGCUGCAGCGCAAGGAGCUAGACUCUGAGGACCAAGGUAAAGACCCAAGAAGUGACACGGAUGAUGGCACCUGUCGGGCGAGCCUAGAGGACGACAGGAAGAAAAGGAGCCAGGAUGAGGCAGAAAAAGUGGACCUCAAGUGUGCAAAAGUGGACCCAGAGAAGAGUGACUCAGAGGCCAGUGCCACCGGGGAACAGGACGAUGCCUGCAAAGGAAGAUGUAUCUCGGCGGCUGAGGAGCAGCAUUCAGAGUCCACGAAAUUGGAUCACCUUCUAGAAAAGCAGAAACCAUCUGUGUUUGUGGAGAUCGACCUGGGAAACCAUACUGAGGAGGAGGGAAUCACCUGUGCCAUGAAAGAAGAGAAGAGGCUCCCCAACACAGGAGACCUGUCUGAAGAUGAGAUAAGGACCAGCUGGGUAUGCUGCAUCCCGUACCACACAAAGAAGAAGGCAAAGGAAAGCACCAGUGCUUUGGAGAAGGAGCCCCAGUGACUCAGACCCCAAGGACCCCGUCAUCUUUGGGCCUGAUCUUUCCCGCCAGGUCACUAACACAAGCUUGACCUUAAUAGAACCAUCAGUCGUCUCAGGACAAGACCCCUCUGACUCAGCCGCUAGCAGAGCUCUCUGGGGUCUAAGGGAAGACAGCCUAGGCCUGGAAUGGCUCCGUGUUCCCCCCCCCCCCAUGGGCAGGGCCAGAGUGACAGCAGCCAACGGAUACCCAAGGCAAGGGACCCUCUUCCAAUCCAAGGCCAAUCACAGCCCUAGGAACCAACCAACUCUUCAGGACCAACAGGCACUCCCGCUUCCUGGCUAUCACAGAGCUUAAAAGCCAGCUAAUUGUUCACUAAAGGAAACAACACAAUAUG
This is a messenger RNA of Mus pahari (shrew mouse), 1091 nucleotides long. RefSeq names its product chromosome 19 C13orf46 homolog (gene C19H13orf46). The record is from RefSeq and is a predicted model, not a curated record. The coding region runs from base 58 to 717 and encodes 219 amino acids. NCBI's taxonomy places the organism in Eukaryota, Metazoa, Chordata, Mammalia, Rodentia, Muridae. The transcript has 9 exons.